GGACUUCAAUUCCGCCUACAACUACCGUCUUUUAUCCCGAUUUCAAUAGAACAUCGUUUGCCACGGCUCCAGAGGGAAAUGUCUGCCACAGAGAACCUACAGUUCGCGCAGAUUAUUGCGGACUUACAGACACUGCAAAAUGCCGAUCCCAAUGCAGCCAUAGCCCUCCUCUCCGCACACAAGGCUCUCUCGUCCACCAAGCAGGGGAGAUCUAGAACUUCACUCCCUGACCCACCGAGGUUCGAUAAACUUGGGAGGAGGAUUGUAGGGCCCAGAUCUCCUCCGGGAUUGAGUAGGGUUGACUCAAGUGGAUAUUUCAAUGGGAAGAGUCGAUCACUGAAGAGUGACAGUGGAAGGGCCAGUGGCACCAGUAGCGGUGUUGGAACACCGGCUUUGGUUGAGGAGGAACAGCAAGAUGAAGAUAUUAAGCGUGCAAGAACCUUAAUAGAACUUUACGAAAUGAGGGGCAAAUUCAAGCAAAUAGGUGAUACGGGCUUGACGAGAGCGAAAGAAAGAGUUGAUGCUGUGAUAUCAAGAUAUGCGGAGAAGGAUCUUCAGGAAAGGGAGAAGGUUGCGAGGGCACGACAUUUGGGAGUUUGAGCAAAACAGGCUAGCCGAAUACUGGUUGUUCUGGGUAUGGAAGUUGGUAUUGCUGGCGUUUUGGAUGUUAAUACCCAUGAAUUUGCUGGGCGCUUUUGGCCACACGGGUUGUCACUUUUGGAAAACAGAAGAUUCUGUAAACCGGAAUUGGAAUAUUAGGGAG
Hyaloscypha bicolor E is the source of this 763-nucleotide messenger RNA. RefSeq lists its product as uncharacterized. Lineage: Eukaryota; Fungi; Ascomycota; Leotiomycetes; Helotiales; Hyaloscyphaceae. Bases 79 to 600 code for a protein of 173 amino acids. The record is from RefSeq and is a predicted model, not a curated record. The transcript has 3 exons.